This is a messenger RNA of Daktulosphaira vitifoliae (grape phylloxera), 2163 nucleotides long. RefSeq lists its product as uncharacterized. NCBI's taxonomy places the organism in Eukaryota, Metazoa, Arthropoda, Insecta, Hemiptera, Phylloxeridae. The record is from RefSeq and is a predicted model, not a curated record. Gene Ontology annotation, cellular component: nucleus. Bases 184 to 2022 code for a protein of 612 amino acids. The transcript has 11 exons.
CUUAUCGCAUUCGUCUUUUUUUCAUUUAAGUAGAGUAAACUUUAGGGAGAAUACUGAUGGCAUCCUGAACUUUUUGGAUUAAUGCAUCUUGUAAUUCUCUGUUAUGAUUAUUUUGUUUGUCUUAACAAAAUUGCAGAGAGAAGUUAACAAUUUUUUUAAAUAAUAAAUUUUUGAUUAUUACAAAUGGAAAGAAUAAAAAUAAAAAAUCAUAGUAAAGAAAAAUUGACAUUAUGUACCAGAGAUAAUAAAAAUUCAGGAGAAAAUAUCAAUAGAAAUAAUAUGACAUAUGAUAAUAAUGUUAAUAUUGAUGAAUUCUAUUCUUCAGAUUCUAGUAUAGAAUUAAUUGAUGUUUAUAAAUCUAAGACAACCCACUUAAAUUCAAAAAACGAUUUAGACAACACAAAUUUUAUUGAAUAUAUUGAUCUAACUAAUAAUGCAACCUUAAAUUUGAAAAAUAAUGAUAGUUAUGCAAAAUUUGAUAUUUUUAAUAUCAAAAAAAAUUCAAGCAUACAGGAUUUGACUGUUAAUAGUUCUAACUCUGAAGAAAGCUUUAAAUCUGCUUCUAGUAGCAAUUUAGAAAAAAAAAGUGAUUAUAUAGCUUCAGUAAAAUAUCCUAUUGUGUCGGAAAAAGAAAACAAUUUAAUUGACACUGAAAAUAAUUUUUCUACGCCUAAUAAAUUAGCUAUUCAGCUAGAUAGAUUAUCUGAAUCUGCAAAGGUUUUGGAUCGUUUAUAUGGUCGCCAAUGGAGAAAAAUUGAUGGAAUAUUCAAUAUUCCAAAAAAAGACAUUAAAAAAAAAUUGUUUGAAAAUGAUGAUGAAAAUUCAUCAGAAUCAAUAAUUGACAGCAAAUCUGAAUGUGAAUCUUGCUAUAUAAAUUAUAAAGAAAAAGGAAAGGCGAAUCUUACACCUACUAAAAAUAUUCAAAAAGAACUGGAUCUUACUUCUGAAAGUUUUAUGAACAUCAGUCUUUCAGACGCUAGAAUCGAUUUUAAUUUUUCAAAUAAACAAGAUGAUGUUAUUCCAUUAUCAUCUACUUUAAAUAAAUCUGGCUCACUAAUAUUUCCAAAAAAAAACAAGACCCAAGAAAUUUGUUUGUUAAGCAAGCCAUUACCAAAAAAAGAAUUGAAAAAUGUUAAAUCAGAAAAUAGUGAUUCAAUGCUGUCUUUUCUUAGUUCACUCUCAUGUUAUAACGGCUCAUUAAAAUGUCACCCUGAAGCUGAAAAAUAUAAAUUUAAAUUUAAAAAGAACAAAGAUGACUUAGUAUCUGCAUUAUUUGAUUUGUUCAAUAAAGAAGUGUUUGAAAAUAAGCUUCCUGAUGAUAUGAAUUUUAAAUGGAAUGCACGAUUAAGAACAACUGCUGGAGCUUGUUUUAAUAGACGUUCAGUAAAAAUUAAUGAAAAUUUAGAUUGUGUUCGAAUUUCCCGAAUUGAGCUUUCUUCAAAGAUAAUUGACACUGCUGAAAGACUGAGGGAUACAUUGAUUCAUGAACUUUGCCAUGCUGCUUGUUGGAUAUUUAAUGGUGUAUCUGAAGGCCAUGGACCAGCUUGGAAAAGUUGGGCAAAUAAAGCAAUGAAAAGAUUCCCUGAGUUGCCAAUUAUUAAAAGAUGUCAUAGUUAUGCAAUUCAAACAAAAUAUACUUAUAAAUGCAUGAAAUGUGGUUAUAGUAUUGGACGACAUUCCAAAUCAUUAAAUUUGGAAAAAAAAAGAUGUGGUUACUGUUAUGGAGAAUUUGAAUUGAUUGUCAAUAAAAUGAAUAAAAAUCCAACUGUUAAUAUUAAUUUGCAAGGUCUUCAAACUGAUCCUCUAAAAGAAUUGUAUAAAAUAGAUGAUAAGCCACAAACUAAUAAACUUCCACGAAAGCCAUCUAAGUUCGCAAUUUUUGUAAAAGAAAAUUAUGGAAAAGCAAAACGAGAAAAUCCACUUUUAAAACAUGGUGAAAUCAUGAAAAUUCUUGGAUCUCAAUUUUCAGUAGCUAAAACUUUAACACCUGAUGAUAUAUUUGACAGAUUACUUGAUAGUUAAUUAAUUGUUCCAUAUAUAUAAUUUGACAAUAUUAAUUAUUAGAGCGAAAUUUAUUGAUAUUUAUAUUGAUUUUUUAUAUAAGUACUAAUUAAAAAAAUAUAUGAAAAAUAAAUAAUUUAUAUAUAUAUAGUGAUUAUAAUA